This is a messenger RNA of Trifolium pratense (red clover), 835 nucleotides long. RefSeq lists its product as uncharacterized. Bases 204 to 554 code for a protein of 116 amino acids. NCBI's taxonomy places the organism in Eukaryota, Viridiplantae, Streptophyta, Magnoliopsida, Fabales, Fabaceae. The transcript has 4 exons. The record is from RefSeq and is a predicted model, not a curated record.
AAAAACUUCCUUUCUUUUCAAUAAAAACACAAAAAAAAAAAAAAAACAAUUUCAGGUACCCAAACCCUCUCUCUCGUGCCAUCGCCAUCGCCAUCGCCAUCGCCAUCGCCGUCACCGUCGCCGCCACGCUCUUCCCCGCCGGCAAGCUACGCCAUUCCUGUGUUCAUUCUCUCGUGACAGACAGGUUGAAGAUUGAAGGCAAUAUGGCAUUAUUUUUGCAGUUGCAGAGAGUCAUAAAAAACGGAAGUGUUAAUUUGAUUUCCACACUCCGGCAUUCUUCGUCUUACUGUUCUUCUAGAUCCUUCUCCAAAUCCACACCAUACGUUGUCAAGGUUGGAAUACCGGAAUUUCUAAAUGGAAUUGGAAAAGGAGUUGAAUCUCAUGUCGCUAAGCUCGAUUCUGAAAUUGGUGACUUCCAAAAGCUUCUCGUUACUCGAACCCUCAAACUAAAGAAGCUUGGUAUUCCUUGCAAACAUAGGAAGCUAAUAUUGAAACAUGCACACAAGUACAGACUUGGACUAUGGAGGCCACAUGCUGAGCCGAUCAAAGCAUGAUUAGUUUUUAUGUAGUAAGUAGCCUUUCGCUGUGACAUCAUAUCAGAAAUGUUUAGCCAUUGUAGAAUGAUAGUGCUUGACUUUGCAUGAAAAGAGGACCUCCCAUCAUUUUUCAUCAAAUUGAUGUUUGUCAUUUGCAGCAGUCAAGUACAAUGGGCUAAUCUUAAUUGACUGUUUGUGUUUGUUAUUAUGUCCAAUAAUCUCACUGCAUUUUUUGUGUUGUAUCACUUGUUUUCGGCAAAAAUUAAUUGAUUUUGGGCUUAGGAGUUUGGAAUGGUUCA